Molecule: messenger RNA, 2993 nt
Organism: Arabidopsis lyrata subsp. lyrata
Lineage: Eukaryota; Viridiplantae; Streptophyta; Magnoliopsida; Brassicales; Brassicaceae
Exons: 3
Coding region: 171-2732 (853 amino acids)
Biological process (GO): regulation of DNA-templated transcription
Molecular function (GO): zinc ion binding
Source: RefSeq, a predicted model, not a curated record
UUGAGCCGUUAAGACAAAACGACGUCGUUUUGUCUUAACGGCUCAAUUAACACGAUUUCUUCCCCUAAAUCCCCAAUUCGAAAACUCAAUCCCUAACCCUAGAAAUCAAAAAUCCCCAAUUUCUCUCUGCAUCUUCUCUUGUUCGAUUGUCGGAACUAACGACUGCUGUAAUGACACGACCAAAGCAUGUAGCUUUCCGGAGUCCACGAAAGAAACCACCUGAUUCCGUCGAGCCUUCUGGUGAGAUGUCUGCUUCUGCUGAGCCACCUCGUGUUGUUGAAGACAAGAACAGAGGAAAGAAAGUAAAGACUAAAUCGAAGGUUAAAUCAAAGGUUGGAUCGAAACGGAAGAGGUCAGAAGUAGCUGCCAAAGAUAAAGCCGACGGUGGUGUUGAACCAGAAGCUAGUUCGAUUCGUCGUUCCAAGUCGCGUCGGGGUUCUGCUAGAGACGAAGACGACUCAGAUGGUGAGAGUUUGAGUGGAGAUGACUGUGAGGUUGGUGGUGAUGAAGAUUUGGAUGAGGUUCGAUAUCUUGACGAGCAGAAUGGUAACCGGGUAGGUCUAGAAGAAGAAGAGUGCCAUAAUUUUGAAGAACACUUUGGAGAAGCUGCAAGAGAUGAGGGCGAUGUUAGUGAUGCAGAUAGUGGGGACGAUAUCUGGGAUGAAGAUAGGAUUCCGGAUCCUUUCUCAGAUAGUGAUCACGAUGAAGAUGAAAUCGAAGAUGCAAAUGGGGAACAACAACCUGAAGAUCCCGAAGUAAUUCUGAAGUUGGGGAAAACAUAUAGUUCCCCAGAAGAGUUCAAGAUUGCUGUGUUAAGGUAUUCUCUCAAAACGCGAUAUGAUAUUAAGUUGUAUAAGUCUCAGAGUUUGAAGGUUGGUGCUAAGUGCUCUGAUACGGAUGUGAAGUGUGGUUGGAGAUGUUAUUGCUCAUAUGAUAAGAAGAAACACAAGAUGCAAAUAAAGGUGUAUGAGGACAAGCAUAGAUGUGUUAGAUCAGGUUACACGAAGAUGCUAAAGAGAGGAACAAUUGCGUGGUUGUUUUCUGAGAGGUUGAGAAAGAAUCCUAAGAUAACCAAAUAUGAGAUGGCAGCUGAGAUAAUGAGAGAGUAUAAUUUGACUGUCACUGAAGAACAAUGUUCGAAGGCAAAGACAAAGGUUAUGAGAGAAAGAAAAGCUAUUCAUGAGGAUCAUUUCUCCAAGAUUUGGGAUUAUCAAGCAGAGAUUUUCAGAAGCAAUCCGGAGACUAUAUUUGAGAUCGAGACGAUUCCAGGGCCAACCAUUGGUAGCUUGCAAAGGUUUAGUCGUCUCUUUAUUUGUUUCAAAUCACAAAGAGAGUCUUGGAAACAUACUUGUAGGCCUAUAUUAGGAUUAGAUGGUGCUUUUCUUAAAUGGGAUGUUAAAGGGCAUUUGUUAGCUGCAACUGGGAGAGAUGGGGAUAAUAGAAUAGUUCCAAUUGCUUGGGCUGUGGUAGAGAUAGAGAGUGAUGAUAAUUGGGACUGGUUUGUGAGAUUGCUUGCUGUCCAUUUGGAUCUUCAAGAUGGAAGAAACACAUCAGUCAUCUCAGACAAACAGUCGGGUUUAGUGAAAGCUAUCAAGAACAUCAUUCCAGCAGCUGAACAUCGUCAAUGUGCUAAACACAUCAUGGAGAACUGGAAGAAAAACAGUCAUGAUAUGGAGCUGCAACGUCUGUUCUGGAAGAUUGCAAGGAGCUACACCACAGGAGAAUAUGCAGCUAAUAUGGAGGCAUUGAAGGCUUACAAUCCAGGUGCAGCUGCUUCUCUGCUGACCACAAAACCAAUGGAAUGGUCUAGAGCAUUCUUUAGAAUAGGAAGCUGCUGCAAUGAUAACUUGAACAACCUCAGUGAGUCCUUCAAUAGGACAAUCCGACAAGCAAGGAGGAAACCUCUACUGGAUAUGCUAGAAGACAUUAGGCGACAGUGUAUGGUACGCAAUGAGAAGAGGUUUGUUAUUGCUGGGAGGCAGAAAACUAGGUUCACGAAGAGGGCACAUGCUGAAAUAGAGAAGAUGAUUGCAGGGGCCCAAUUUUGUGAAAGAAGCAUGGCCAGACAUAAUAAACAUGAGAUAUCACAUUUUGGUACCAACUAUUCUGUGGAUAUGAAUGCCAAUACAUGUGGUUGCAGGAAAUGGCAAAUGACAGGUAUACCUUGUGUUCAUGCUGCCUCUGUUAUUAUUGGAAAGAAACAAAAAGUGGAAGACUAUGUGGAAGAUUGGUACACGACAAGGAUGUGGCAGCUAACUUACAAUGAUGGUAUUCAGCCAGUCCAAGGGAAGUUAUUGUGGCCUAGAGUGAAUAGGUUAGGUGUCUUGCCACCACCAUGGAGAAAAGGUAAUCCUGGGAGACCAAGCAACUAUGCUAGGAGAAAAAGCAGAUAUGAAAAAACCUCUUCAUCAACAAGAUUAUCACGCCUGAACCGCAUCAUCACGUGUUCAAAUUGUAAGGAAGAAGGCCAUAACAAGGCAUCGUGUACAAAACAGAUGGCUGAGGAUGCGCCAAAAAGACCAAGGGGCAGACCAAGGAAAUUUCAGGAACCAAGGAAUGCUUUAUUUGGACAAGGCUCUCCACAAGUUUUUUCACAAGGAGAAGGAUCACAAGGAUCACAAGGAUCACAACCACGAGGAUCACAAGGAUCACAAGGAUCACAACCACGAGUUUCACAACUAGUACAACAAGGACCACAAGGCUGGAGAUCAUGGUUUGAAUGUUCAAGCUAGAACAUGGAUUGGUAUGGUAUUUGGUUUGAAUGUUCAAGCUAGAUCAUGGUUUGAAUGUACGCAAGCUAAGCACUAGAAACUCUCUUCUUUUUUCUUUUUUUGCUCCGAUCAAGAACAUGUAUUGGUAUUUGGUAUUCGGAUUUGCUUGUCUCUUUUGUAAUUUGAUAUUGGUUUGGCUUGUUUCAAAACAUGUUAUUCGUCUACUUUCAAUCAAUAUUGAUGGUUUUUAUGAUCAUUAUGAGUAUAUGAUUCAAUACCAAA